Messenger RNA from Diversispora eburnea, 1341 nucleotides. Lineage: Eukaryota; Fungi; Glomeromycota; Glomeromycetes; Diversisporales; Diversisporaceae. The record is from the annotation of a GenBank genome assembly.
AUGUCUGUUCGAUCGGAUAGAGUUGAUUCAGGAGCUUUUUGUGAAUCAUGCUUAAGAUGUGGACAACGAUUACCCCUUAGUCAAUGGUGUCAACAUUGUGAAAAAAAACAAUUUCAAAGUAAUUUCAAUACUUGGUAUAGUGGAAGUGAUAAAUUGGAUAAAUUAAUUAAAAGUUCACAAAAUAAAUCUAAUUCUUCGAUUGAUUACAUUGAAUGGAUUCCUUUUAAUAAAUUGAAUGAUAUUAAAUUUAUUUCUUCGGGUCAAUACGGAAGUGUUUCUUCCGCAAUAUGGAUGGAUGGACCUCGAUGGAAUUGGAAUGAAGAAACAAGUUCAUGGGAAAGAACUGGUCCAACGGUUGUAGCUCUUAAGACAAUCAAUAAUUCCAAACAUUUAUCUGCAACAUUCUUUAAUGAGCUCAAAGGAUUUUAUAAUAAUUCAAUCGAAAGUAACAGAAUCGUCCAUUGUUAUGGAAGUAAUAAUAGUAAAGGAGAUUAUGCAGCUAUUGGUGAUAUAGGAUUAAAUCAACAACUUGAAGAAGCGGAAAGAAUAAGAUUAGAAUUAAUUAAAGAACAUGUUACUCUACCACAAAGUGCUCAUUUCACUAGUCGAGAAAUUAAAAUUAUACAUGUAUCACCAACGAAAUUAAAUCUUGAAAUUUACAAUAUCAAACCAAAAUCAUAUAAAAAAAUUAAAUUUGGAUUGAAAAAACCCGAACAAAGUUUAGGAAUGAACAAAGAGAAAAUUCAUAUCCAAGGAGAUCCCACUGAUACCAAAGAUUCACUUAUAACAUUACCCGAAACAUUUAAUAACACGGUUCUAAAUUUGGAAUUAACAGAAGAAAAAGGAUUAACAGAACCUACCACAAAGAAAAAUUCAUCCAACAAUCCUGAUAUUUCGCAUUUUUUUGGAGAUACGGAAGUUGGGAAUUCUAAUAAUGCAAGAAAUAGAAAUAACCUGAAUGACGAUGACUUUGUCAUGAAUGAUGAUUUAGAAGAUUACUUAAAUCUUUUACCACCGUUAAGUAGAGAUCAAACUGGUGGAAGAUUUGGAUUUUUUCUUGGAGCCGAUAAUGAUAUGCCAUUUAAUAAUCUAAUAGAUGGUUUGUUGGGUCCACCUCCCGCAAGUAAAAAAUUUAUUCAAAAUUUAUCUUCAAUUCCAAAAUCGGAAAUUAAUAUUGAUGAAGCGUGUCCAAUUUGUUCGGAAAAAUUUGUAACAACAAAUGGAGAAUCGAAGGAUAUGAAAUCGAUCGUGAUACGUAUGCCAUGUAAACAUUUAUUUGAUAAAGAAUGUAUUUUAUCAUGGUUAAAACUUGUAACACAAUACGUGUCCGAUUUGUCGUGA